Molecule: messenger RNA, 513 nt
Organism: Angiostrongylus costaricensis
Lineage: Eukaryota; Metazoa; Nematoda; Chromadorea; Rhabditida; Metastrongylidae
Source: the annotation of a GenBank genome assembly
AUGAGCGGCGUCAUCAGUAAUGAUCGUGGUCCCGUCUGUAUUCGUGAUCUGCGAGUGCAAGAUGAACGUCCUACUGGAUGUCCUCCUCACUUAAUCAGUAACUCAUUCAAAUCCCAGUUUCUGAACUGUAGCUGUCCAUUUAAUGUGGACAAUAACGAAUCUGUGUCCAAGGUUCCACAGUUUCCAACACUUGAGUUGGUUGGGACGGAACCGAGUUCUCAAGCACCAGCUCUAUCGUUACCGAUCAUCAGCUCCUGUGAUAAUUUCGUAUGCCUGAACAACGGAACUUGUGUUAUCAAUCAGAAGGGAUCGGCGGCAUGUCUUUGUCAGAGUGGUUUUACUGGAACUGCUUGUGAAGUGGACCUGUGCUCGGAAUCACUCUGUCAAAACGGUGGCAACUGUCGGACAAAUGGAGGACAAGUCUACUGCGAGUGUCCACCUGCCCUUACUGGUGUUGUGUGCGAAUCGGUUCGAGCUGAUGGAGCUCUAAUUCUAGAUAACCAUGCAAUUUAA